Messenger RNA from Malaclemys terrapin pileata, 6676 nucleotides. It is a transcript of the gene PRRX1, whose product is annotated as paired related homeobox 1. The coding region runs from base 713 to 1450 and encodes 245 amino acids. The transcript has 4 exons. The record is from RefSeq and is a predicted model, not a curated record. Lineage: Eukaryota; Metazoa; Chordata; Testudines; Emydidae. Gene Ontology annotation, biological process: regulation of DNA-templated transcription. Gene Ontology annotation, molecular function: DNA binding; DNA-binding transcription factor activity, RNA polymerase II-specific.
AAGAGGGGUCUGUAAAACGUCAGAAACAGCACAAAGACUUUGCCACGUAAUUACAGGCCCCUAUUAAGUCUCGAGCUGCCCUCCCUUGGGUCUCUAAUUUUCAUGUAUUCCCUGCAAAGUCUCCCCUGUGUGCCAGACUGGCCCUUUUGAAGUGCCAGAGAGCGGCUUGAUCCAACUGAGAGGGGUGGGGGAAAGCAACUGAGAGCGAGACCAGGGGAGGGCGGGGGGCUCUCUUGGACUCCUGAAAACCCACGUCUUCCUUUCGGUGAGAGUUAAUACUCGCGAGUACAUCUGCAAGACAUCAGCACCCGUGACCUGAAACCUCAGUCACUCCCGAGACUCGCCAGGAGCGCAAAGGGGGCAACGCGCUCUCUUGGAGAUGGUUUAAAGCCGGGACAAGCCUCUUGCUGCUGGUGCCUGCCUGGGAAUACGCCGCUUCUCCUGAAAGACACGUUUCGAUUCCUCUGCCCCCCUCCCCCAUCCCCUUCCUCCAUCUCUCUCUCUCUCUCGCUCGCUCGCUUUCUGUGUCACUUUCGCGUGAGAACUGGGCAGAGGGAGGCAGGAUUCUCCCCCUGGAACCUGCCGAAGGAAGCCCAGGGAGCGCCCCUGCUCCAGGGACAGCGUCUGAGAUUUUGGGGAGGGUCCCUUGUAUUCCCCCAUCUCUCUCUCUCCUGUUUUGCCUGCACUUUUCCUUUAAGACUUGGGGGAAACCAUGACUUCCAGCUAUGCCCACAUCAUGGAGAGACAGGCCGUCCUUGCCACCCGCUUGGAGAGCCCCAGCAAUCUGGACAACUUACAGGCCAAAAAGAACUUCUCCGUCAGUCACCUGUUGGAUCUGGAGGAAGCCGGAGACAUGGUGGCGGCUCAGGCGGACGAGAGCGUAGGGGAAGCCGGCAGAAGCUUGCUGGAAUCCCCGGGGCUAACCAGCGGCAGCGACACCCCGCAGCAGGACAAUGAUCAGCUGAACUCAGAAGAGAAGAAGAAAAGAAAGCAGAGAAGAAACAGGACCACCUUCAACAGCAGUCAGCUCCAGGCAUUGGAGAGAGUCUUUGAGAGGACACAUUACCCCGAUGCCUUUGUACGAGAAGACCUCGCACGCAGAGUCAACCUCACUGAAGCCAGAGUUCAGGUGUGGUUUCAGAACCGAAGAGCAAAGUUCCGCAGGAAUGAGAGAGCCAUGCUGGCCAACAAGAAUGCCUCCCUUCUCAAAUCCUAUUCAGGGGACGUGACUGCGGUGGAGCAGCCCAUAGUACCUCGCCCAGCUCCAAGACCCACUGACUAUCUCUCCUGGGGAACAGCCUCGCCUUACAGCGCCAUGGCUACCUAUUCUGCUACGUGUACCAAUGCUAGCCCUGCCCAGGGCAUGAACAUGGCCAACAGCAUUGCCAACCUGAGACUGAAAGCAAAGGAAUAUAGUUUACAGAGGAACCAAGUACCGACAGUCAAUUAAACACUGUCUCAAAGAAAGAGUAAAACAAAAUGACACCCAUCCUGCUUAGCAGUUUGCUCAUGCUGAAAAAAUAAACCCUGAACUGACUAUUGGGACAAAAGCAGGAGAAAAAUGAACUGCAAAUUAGUUAUGAUGUUCCUCUUUCAUUGUGGGAUAAUGCCACCACUUUGUGUCAGGUUUAUCGCUUCUGCUCAGUAUACUAUGAGCUUCUUCAGUUAAGGACAAUUCCAUCCUUGUUGUUUAUUUUAUACAUGACUGCAAAAGAAACCCUAUCAAUCCAACCUUUGAACUUCUCCCCUAGACUUUCCUGAGGUUCAGCACCGAGUCCCUCAUCUCCUGUGCCCCAGCUCACUCUAGAAAAGGGAAUUCCGAAGCCAAACCCCUCCGUUGUAUCCGCAUGAGAUCGAAGUAUCCUUCCAUCGCUCCAGACCAAGGCUGCAGCUGCAAAGUCGUUAUCAUUAGCCUCUGAGGAGGCUUUUUGAGCAACGCAGUGGGUUCCUCUAGUCCAGUUGCCUGAAAUGUUCAGCGUUUCAUUCACACCCAUCUUGAGUUUAGAACUUAUUCGCCUCUAUCUGAUUAUUUCUGGCCAAGCCUCUUUGAAAAGCCAAAGAAGAGAAGAUCCUUCUCAAGCUAGAGUGCGUGUCUGCGUGGGGGAGAUUGCUCGGGAGCUCAAAGAUUAGGACUUUGCCUUACGCUUCUUUCUAUACCUUAUGUUUUGUGCCACAGGUAAAGGUGUUGUCCAAACGCAUUUGUUUUAUAUAUACUGUAUAUAUUUAUAUAUAUAAGAUAUACAUGCAAGCUUGGUUGGUGUUUUUUAUUAAACAAAAUAAAAAUACAUUGAAAAUGUUCAGGAUGUGUGUGCUCCAGCCAAGUUCCUAUAGAGACAGAUACAUAUUGGAGUGCCAGAUUCCCAUUUAUGGUCGUAUGCUGCCCUCGAGCAUAGCAAUAAUAAAUAGCUUACACUUAGAACAUUUCAUCUCACAGAAGGCCACAGCACAUUACAAGCUGUCGGCCAAAUCCCCAUAUCUUUAGUCAGGCAAAACUCAGGAUCCAGUUGAUCCAAAUCUGGAGGUCAAUAUUCAGGGCUAGAUCAUCUCUUCCUAUGGGAAAACCCAUCUGACGAGGCCCUGGGGGAAGAAAUAUUGUGAAGUUCCAUUUGUGGAGUGAGUAGGGUUUGCUCCUCCAGAGAAGUGAGGACUCUGGCCCUCCAGCACUUCAGAUCCAGUCAGAUCUUGGGAAAUCCACCGAAGACACAGGACCAUCCACUGGGUGUGGUGCCAGGAGAUAGAGGGGGUUCUCCCACCAUGGAGGGAUUACACACCAAGGUAAGAAGCAGGAGCCAGUAGUGCUUUUUCCCCUGAAACACCCUCCCCCUUGUGAGACUCAGACAGGGAUGAGAUUCCUAUCAGAUCCCCUUCUGUACUUCCCCCCACAGUCUAGAGAGAGGAGGGACAACAUUAUGAAGCUGUCUUGGAUCUGUGCCUGGAAAGUUUCCCCCCAUGCAUACGUCCUGAGGGAAAGAUGAUCCCCUUGUGCUUUUACUGCUGCCAGUGGGGAUACGCCUGAGUGAAACCAGAGGGCCUGCUUCUGCCAGCCUUUCUCACACCGAGUAGCACUUAUGUACAGAAGUAGAGCCAUUGAGGGUCAGGUGCUGAGACCUUUGCUCACGCUGAGUAGAACUUUGCUCCUUGAAUGGCCCCACUGAAGUCAAUGGACUGUUCAAGGUACUACUCGAUGUGAGUAAGCAUUGGGCACUGAUCUGAUGUUUAUAUAUACACAGAGCAUUUCCCAAACAGUACCGUAGAUCUAUAUCUAGGUGUUGAAGCAGGCAUCUUUUGGCUGGAAUAUGGCUUUGGUCUGGCAAUAGGCCCCACCAUUCUAAAACCACGCACAGCCAUUUAAAAUGAAGGUGAAAUGUUACGUAGGCUGAAUAUGAAUUAGAAUUUAGUCCAAGCAUCGGGCUUAACACUUGCAAAAAGCAUAUGAACCAAGGGCCAGAUCCUCCACUGGUCUAAACGGGUGUCGCUCCCUUGACUGCAGUGCUGGGUUGAUUUGCAUGAGGUGAUGAGCUGGCCCCCAUGCAGCCAGGAUUUUUGUUGUAUCUAAAAGACGGUGCCUCCGUGUGCUCUGGCGUGGAUUUGUUCAGGACUGAAUCCAGGGGAUGAGCGCCUCCUGCUGAGUCACUAACACCAGGGUACAACUGUGCUGCCCAACCUUACAGGACAGUUCAUUUAGGAGUUCACAUGCCAUACUGGACAGAAAGACUUGCCUUCCCUCUCUCCGACUUGAGUAGAAUUUGCCCUUCAAAACAGAUCAACUUUUUAAGCAGAUUGGUCUACCCCUCUAGUUCUCUAUCUAACUCUGCUUAGCUUCUGAGCUCUAGCUGGCAGGGUCACAUGCAGUUGCGAAUGUCCCUAAGAGUUCUGUGUGUGGCAUGAGGAUGUCAUAAUACAGCCAGGCAUUGCCUAGUCGGCACCAGCAUUACGCUUCAAACUUCCCACCAUUGCAUCAAGGUUGUUGACCCUCAUGAUUUCAUUGGGAUAUUUGGUGGGGUUCCUAAAGCCACAGGUCCUGGAGUCACAUGAUUGCAAGAAAAUCUUAGCUUUCAUUUAGCAUCCCCCUACUGCACCCUGCAAAAUUCUAACCCUUGUGGUUGUGAAGAAAAGUGAGACAGUGUGACCAAAGUGUCACCUAAAGGCUCAAAAGUUAGACAGUAAGAAAAAUGACCCAAUAUUUACAGGACCCAAUGCCCUCAAGUUCAGGGUGGGGGACAAACCAGAUGACCACUUGGGGUCCCUUCCAGUUUUACAUUUCUAUGAAUUAUUAUUUUUAAGUUGAUAUUAUGAUUUAUUGGGGGUGGCUGACUCAUGAUUUUUGAUUACCUGGGGGAUGACACUAUUGUUACACUACCAAAAGUGCUGUUCUGCUGGUGACACAGCAAUCGACUACUACUGGUGUUCAAAUCACAGCGGGGCAUAGCCCUCAGAGCAGACUGAGGCAACACAGUGGUUAAAAUGUAUGGCAACAUACCUAUCUUAUAGAACUGGGAAGGGACCCUGAAAGGUCAUCAAGUCCAGCCCCCUGCUUUCACUAGCAGGACCAAGUACUGAUUUUGCCCCAAAUCCCUAAGUGGCCCCCUCAAGGAUUGAACUAACAACCCUGGAUUUAGUAGGCCACUGCUCAAACCACUGAGUUAUCCCUCGCCCCUGAAUGACUGUGUCUGGCCUACACUCAACCUCUGUCUGCUGUUACCAUCAGUCGAUGGUAGUGCAAUAGGGAGAAAUUUAAAGGAAAAAUGUUAGUGUAGACACAACCAAUGGGACUUAGAUAUGUGCCAGGACAAAGACACCCUUUAAUUAUCCACUCUUUCCAGCACCAGCCUACCGAUACAUCCUUGAAGGGGACAGGAAUAAAUUUACAAGAAAGUUUAAAUAUUGGAAAGCAUUUAAUGUUAUCUCCAGUUUUCUGAGGUGCAUUGUAUUAUCUAGCAGGGCACUAGGAGUUAUGACUCAUGGAUUGUGCUGCUGUGUCCACUGCCGACUCACUCCGUGACAUUGGCCAAGUUAUUUCACCUCUCUUGUGCCUGGGUCUCCUACUCUGCAAUAUGGGGAGACUAGUACUUACCUACCUCACAGGAGUGUUGUGAGGCUUCAUUUAUGGAGAUGUUCAGAUGAAAGGAAAUAGCUCAGUACAAAAUACUAUGUGGUGUCUUAAACUAUGAAUUCGGAGCUGCAUUUUCCCAGCAGAGAGAAAUUGCGUCCUUUUGGCUAACUGUGUUUCUGUGUUGGGGUUAAGAAGGGUGAUGGUUCAUCUUCACAGAACUCUUGAGAUCAAACGCUGUGUGGAGAGGUCCAAUCACCAUAGCAAACUUCUAGGAAAUGGCUCAAAGAGCUUCCUUUCUUUCUCGGCUUUUAAAUUGAUACUUGGGGUACUUUCAGCUCACCCAAUCCUGCACCAAGCAGAGCUUGGGGGAGGAGACUCACAUCCAAAUUAAAAGCAGGAACCAUAUCUUCAGCGUGUGUGUAUUGGCAUGGCUUUGAUGAAGUCAAUGGAGGACAGAUGCUAGCUGAGAAUCUGGGCCAAAGUUUUCAAUCAAUGAAUGCUGCAUUUUUGUGGUACCGUCUCCACUUUUUGAUACACCACGAGGCAUCUUCUGCAGGCAGAAAUCACUUUGAGACUCAGCAAAGGAAUCCAUUUCUUAUGCUGGUGGGAAAACAGCUCAGAAAGGACGAAUGUGCAAACUCCCGGGGCCAAAGUUGCCCAAUUUGUGUUCCCUGAAUUGUUGUGACUCUUAAACUGAGAUUUACCUGUAAAUACCAGGACUUAAUUAAGGCCUGAUCCUGUAAACACUUAUGCACAUGCUUAACUUCACUCUUGACAGUAAUCACAUUCACUACAUGUGAGUAAAGUUAUGCGUAUGUAUAAGUAUAUGCAGCAGUGGAGCCAUAGAAAUGUCUCCAGAUUUUGCCUUAUUAUUUAGGUGGCGAUGAUUUUAUUUUUGGUGAAGUCAUCCCGUCUGCUGGAUUCUCACCCUUCCAUUGGUAAACUUCCACCAGAUCAGAGUGGGAGUAUCCUGACGAGGGCCAGACAUAAAACCACCACAUCCAAAAGUGCACCCAGCACCCACCAGCUUUUGUAAAUAUAAUCCACGGACAAAGCUGAUCAACUGCAGGUUUUCAUUGCUGAUGAUUUCAACCAACAAGCGAUUUUCUAUUCAUCUACUCAGCAAAAGCGCAAUAGUGUGAUCACACGUGUUCAUUCUGUAUUUUUUAAAACUGUAUCAAUAUACAUGCAAAUUAGGGGCCUGAUUGUGAAGGCAUGAAACUCUCCACAGCUUUAGUAGAACUUCCAUGUGCACUGUGUCUGGGCUUCUUAGAUGUUACCUAAUUAACUCUUGGUGUCACAAAGUUUGGGGACCCAUACGGAAGAACAUGUUCAUGAGACGUAUCCCCCUCUGACACUCAUGGACAAAUACUGAUGAGCAACUCUCCACCAUUGGUCUGUCCAAAAACAAGGUGGUGGUGGACUGUAUGAAAUUUUAAGUGUGGGGAGGGGGAAUAAAAACACUGGGAAGAUGAUGGACAGGAACAAACACCACUGAGGGGUUUUGAGAUCUUGUGGAAAUAUAUUCUGUAAAGUAUAUAUUGCUUUGUGAUGUAAAAUAUACUAUGUUUGACUAGAAUAGAAAUGAUCAUUUUCAAUAAAUGGAGCCCCUGCCGCCCUUUC